CUUUUCUUUCUCGAUCUGUCCGGCAUGGUGAUCGUAGGAUCACCAUAGUACUGGAUCAUACUUACCGCCGGCAUAGUUUUUAGGUAAAGUACUCAAACCUCCUCACCCGGCAAAUGCCGUCGUUACAAGAUAUGCUCUUUGAAGUUUAUUGUCGCGAUAUAUGUGAUUACAUAUUAUUUAUAAAUGUUAAUUACUUAUUAAUAAUAUUAAUAAUGUGAAAUUAAACAAAUCUUAAAAAGUCUAGCUCUUUUUAAAAUAGCGACGAAUGUUUUCACAGAAGAAAAUGAAUCGCAAGUGGAGUGCAGCAAAUAAAAAAUAGUAGUUCGGCAAAAGUGCUUCAUUUAAAUCAAUUAUUCAGGUUGAUGAUUUAUGAUGGCCACCAAUCAAAUACAAAUACGCAAUCGCGUCAUGUGUCUCUCGAUUAGAACCGCAUGAUAUAAACGUUUCAGUCCGUCAAGAACGAUGUACACGAAUAGUGGGCCCUCAAGAGCACGAUAGUAUAUAUAAUAUAUAUAAGAAAUAAUUAUCACACACAGUUUUUAAUUGAACGCAGUAUUUAAUCAAACAAGAGAUAUAGAAAAUAUAUAUAAUCUGGUAAAAUUUGGCGCAUGAAUAGUGACAAAAUUAAAGAUUUAUAAUUCAGUAAUUUCCUGUUCGUCUAUAAUUUUCUUCAACAAUAAUUAUAUAUUGCACGUUUCUUUCCAUUUGACUGAUUUUCUAUUAAAUUAUAUUAAGAGGAAUUACAAAGGAAAACUGAUAAUAUUUAUAUUAUUAUUUGAUACAAACAAAUGCAUCCGUUCAAUGUUGUCAUUAGUUUUCAUGAAAAAAGUGAGCAAUUUAUUAACCAAAUGUUUUAUAAUUUGAUGAUAUGCAAAAUGCAUCGUGAUUGGUUAUAAAAAGAAAUUUCGAAAAAUAGCGCUAGAAGAGAUGUCAUGAUUGAUAUACUAAACAAAUUUCAAAAAAUGAUAUAUAUAAGAAACCAUCGAUUCAAUUAACAAUUUUCAUUAUCAAGAAUAUCGAUAGAAUCACUAUUCACAGCUGAGUCGCCAAGGAUUGUGCGGAAACUGAUUAAGAGCAAACAUUCACCAAAAAAAUCAAAUUAUUAUGUCAAAGACGAUAUUAUGUGUUUUACUAAAAGUGUUAACGUUAGCGAGAACGGAUAUCUUGUCAAAGUAUGUGGAUUCAGACAUACAGGAUAUUCCAGAAUUCGAGAACAACGAUUGUCCCUUUUUGCAAAAUCUCACAUAUGACAGGAGUCAUCCUGAUAGCAUGAGUAUGAGAAACAAAGUUGAUGAAAUUCCAUUUGCAAAUAUGUCUGUGAUCCAAGAACAUAAUAAAAAAAACAUUUUGAGCAAACCAACAUGUCCCAGAGCAUUUGUAGAGUUUUAUAAUCGAUUCCUAAAUGAAGAAGACGACAUUUAUGUGACAUUCAGAUGGAACCAACCUGAAUUUACAGACGAAGUAAUACAAGGAUACACAGUGCAGUGUUGGUUCAUCGAGAAUCGAAAAGAGAUUCAAAUCUGCGACAACAAAAAUAUCUCAGCUACAGUAUUGGAGUGCACGGUGCACAAUCUAAAACCUAAUACGACGUACUACUUUCAAGUACGAGCGCAUACUAAAAUUGGUGCUAGUCCUUACACAGAUUUAAUUAAUGUAUCGACUACGCACGAAAAUCCAAUACCGCAGUUAUUGAUAAUAACGCAAAACGGUAUCGAUAUAUGGGAUCUAGAUUCAAAAAUCCACGUUAGUAUCGUUAUGCAUGGCAUAAUGGAUGCCACUUAUUCGAUAGCGGAACAUAAAAUUUAUUGGUGCAACUAUAUGAAAGAGCUAAUGAUAUUGGAGAUGAAUGAAAACAAUAUUAAAAAAAAAAUAGCUAAGAGUAAAUAUCUUCCGAGGCAUCUCUGCAUCGAUUGGGUAGCAAGAAAUCUGUAUUGGACAGAAUUUGACGGAAAUGAAUUUUAUUACAUCAUGAAGCUCGACUUAACAAUGUGGGAAAAUGGCAUAGUCAAAUAUGAUAAGAUUUUGGGAAGCUCAUUAAUUCUUCCUUAUUCUAAUCUACUUAUUUCAGAUUUAACUAUACUACCGUUUACAGGAACUUUAUAUUGGAAAAAUUACACUGAAAAUUAUGAAACUCAGAUGAUGCAAUCGGAUCUUGAUGGGAAAAACGUUCAAAUUUUUCAGAAAAUUGUAUCUAUAUGCCCCUUCACAGCCGAAGUUUCAUCAUAUUCUAUUUUUAUUAUGAAAAUUGACGACAUAAAUACUAAGAAACCGCUAAUAUAUUGGGUGUUGGAUAAAUCGUUGUUUGUGACAGACUUUGACGUUUCUAUGUGUAAUUUGAUUUUACGUUCCGAAAAAUUCGUCUUGACAUCUUUAGCGAUUGACAAGACAAACAUUUAUAUUAAAUGUAUCAAUGAUUAUAUAUAUGUUUUGAAAAAAAAGUAUGCACUUCUCGAGAGCGUAGACGCAUUCAAAUACAUCCAAAAGAUAAGAGCGCCUUUCUGGAUUAAUAAAUUCUAUGCUUUCGGUAAAUCUUUGCAAUCAUAUCCUUCGACGAGAUGUCUAACGCCUGACAAAAAAGUUUACAACGUAGGAAUAUUGAUGGUAACGACAAACAGCAUCAUCGUAAAUCUUCCGGAGCUGGUCCACAAGAGUGGAUGCAAAAACAACUUACCUUCCACUUUAUAUACCAUCAACAUAAGCUAUCGUUUAGACGAUGAGCUUAACAAGUUCGAUAAUUUCAUCGUGCGCACGUACGAGCGAUAUUACGAGAUUCAGAAUUUAACGCUUACAGAGUACAAAUUACUGUUAGUCCGAACAAGCAAUUUUUAUUCUGAUCAAUUAUUGAUGGAGCCAUCAUUCGACUCGGAAGUGAAAGUGAUGAUGAGAACUAAACCGAAAAAAUUAGACGCACCGGAGAAUGUGACAGUUGAGGCUCUGACACCUACUAUAGCGGCAGUUUAUUGGAUGCCGCCUAAGAUGCUGAACAUGCCUGUGAUCUACGAAGUACACUUGGUGUGUGAUACCAAUCUGUUUGAAAAUAAAGUCUUUAUUAUCGAAAAGGCCGAACAUAUAAGAAACGGCAUAUUUUUUAAAAUAAUCGAAGAGUUAACACCAGGACAGAAUUACACGAUAUAUGUACGCAUAUAUCCAGUCAACUUCAGUGAUUAUUAUAAUGACAGUUUGAGCAAAAUCUUGUACAUGUAUUCGGAACCAAAUGAUAUCAUUUUAAGCGAGACUAGCAUAACCAGUAUGAAUAUCUCGUGGAUUCCACCUGUUAAUUUGACGAUUGCUUACGUACUAGAAUACAAAAAUAUUGAGAUCAUACAGGAGUGGCAAAUUGCAAACAGCUUUAAGCUGAAUAAUAGGAUGGAAGUAAUGUACUAUAUAAAAAAAUUAUCUCCGGGAACUCUAUACGAGUUUUGUUUGAGACUGAGAUACCCCAAGUACGAGAAAGAUUUUAUAUGGCCGUCUAAUGGAAGAUUUAUUUUUUCAACACUGCCAAUGAGUGAUAUUAGUUGUGCACCCUUGGAAUCCACCCUUGGAACAUCAUUUUUGCAAUAUUUUUUACCAAUCUUAAGCUCGAUCGCUACAGUUAUUAUAAUUUAUGUCUACUACUUUUACUGUUAUCGACAACGCAAAAAAAGUAACGAGCAAGUUUGGCCUCCGACAAUGACCGACCUCGAAUUAGCGAUUCUACAUGAGAUACCGAACGGUAACGUUCAAUUCAAUACGUUAUACAAUCCUAUGUUGCAAAAUGAAUAUGUACUGACCAAAAUCAAACGUGAGGAAAUCAGACUAGAAAAACUUUUAGGCAGCGGCGCAUUUGGAAUGGUAAAAGCUAAUUUUUUCAAUGUAUUUCGAGGAACAGUAAAGAAUUUAGAAAAACCGGACAUAGAGACACCCGUUGCCAUUAAAAUGCUUCGAAAAAAUGCUUCGUCGCAAGAGAAAAGGGAAUUUUUAGAAGAGGCCAGGCUUAUGAAUCACUUUCGACAUAAACAUGUGCUAAGAUUGCUGGCCGUUUGUUUAGACGAAGAUUCUCCAUUGAUCGUAUUGGAAUUAAUGGAAAUUGGUGAUCUGCUACAUUAUUUGAGAUAUAGUCGAAAAUUACAACCAUCAGAUUCGCACGCUUUGCGUUUGCAAGAUUUGUUCGCCAUGUGCGAAGAUGUUGCGCGAGGAUGUUGUUACCUGGAAAAUCUGCGUUUCGUUCAUAGAGAUCUCGCAUGUCGAAAUUGCUUAGUAUCCGCGAGAGAUCGCGAGAACCGUAUCGUUAAAAUCGGCGAUUUUGGACUAUCUAGAAAUGUUUCCAAAAAUGACUAUUAUCGCAAGAUGGGACAAGGUCUGUUUCCUAUUUGCUGGAUGGCACCUGAAUCUUUGGUGCUCGGAAUAUUUACUUCCCACAGCGACGUUUGGUCAUUCGGGGUUCUAAUGUGGGAAAUUACAUCGUUAGGUGAGCAUCCCUACACUGGCAAGACUAAUUUGGAAGUGAUAGAUUAUGUACGCGGUGGAGGCAGAUUGCCAAUGCCUCUCAAUUGUCCAUCGACUUUGUACGAGUUGAUGCUGCGUUGCUGGAAUCCAGCGAAUGAUAGACCAAACUUCAAACUUUGUCUUGAAAAUAUUAUUGCUCUAAGAAAUAACAUAGAAGAUACCUUACUGAGUAUAGUAGAUAUUAUCUAGCCGAUAAUACUAAAUUAAUGACGUUAUUUUCUAAAUGAUCAAAUGCGAAGUUCUACAUAGGAAAAAUAAUUUUAAAUAUCUAAUAUUCUGCCAUUUUCAAGUUUAAUCUUAAUAUGUUAAAUUUAUAGAUAGAAAGAAGAAAGACAUUUUUUCUUACUUCGCGAAAAAUUUUGAUGGUUAAAAGACACAACACUUGCUUUUAUAACUGUAAAUAAUAUAGCUGACACUAGUACUUUCGAGUAACUGAAACGAAACCUAAUGGAUCUGAUUACUAUAAUUAUCUAUAUGUGAUAUGAUUACUAUAAUUAUCUAUAUGUGAUCUGAUUACUAUUAUUAUCUAUAUUUGAUUACUAUAAUUAUCUAUAAUUAUCUACUAUAUAUAGGUAGAUUGCUACAAUAGUUUUGGCAAUAAUGUGUAUUUUAUAUUAUAUUAGCACUCUGUUUUAUAUUCCUAUGUUUUUUCUUACUUGAAUGUUUAAAUAUAAUAUACAUUUUUAAAAA
Molecule: messenger RNA, 5175 nt
Organism: Formica exsecta
Lineage: Eukaryota; Metazoa; Arthropoda; Insecta; Hymenoptera; Formicidae
Product: proto-oncogene tyrosine-protein kinase ROS-like
Exons: 9
Coding region: 1105-4674 (1189 amino acids)
Biological process (GO): regulation of TOR signaling; multicellular organism development; protein phosphorylation
Cellular component (GO): signaling receptor complex
Molecular function (GO): protein binding; ATP binding; transmembrane receptor protein tyrosine kinase activity
Source: RefSeq, a predicted model, not a curated record